Lactuca sativa (garden lettuce) is the source of this 773-nucleotide messenger RNA. Its product is annotated as protein CELLULOSE SYNTHASE INTERACTIVE 1. Gene Ontology annotation, biological process: regulation of cellulose biosynthetic process; anisotropic cell growth. NCBI's taxonomy places the organism in Eukaryota, Viridiplantae, Streptophyta, Magnoliopsida, Asterales, Asteraceae. The record is from RefSeq and is a predicted model, not a curated record. Gene Ontology annotation, molecular function: microtubule binding. Gene Ontology annotation, cellular component: cellulose synthase complex.
UGCUUGAAGACCAACCUUCUGAAGAGAUGAAAGUUGUGGCGAUUUGUGCUUUGCAGAAUCUUGUGAUGCAUAGUCGAUCGAAUAAAAGAGCGGUUGCGGAAGCUGGAGGGGUUCAGCUUGUCCUUGAUUUGAUUGGUUCGGGUGAUAUGGAUACCUCGAUUCAGGCUGCAAUGUUUAUUAAGCUUCUUUUUUCCAAACAUACCAUCCAAGAAUAUGCAUCUAGUGAGACUGUUAGAGCUAUAACUGCUGUUAUCGAAAAAGAUUUAUGGGCAACAGGAACAGUCCAUGAGGAACAUUUAUUAGCCCUAAAUACACUUUUCAGAAACUUCCCACGUUUAAGAGCCUUUGAACCCGCAACAUUUAGCAUCCCACAAUUGGUGACAUCACUCAAAACCGGCUCAGAAGCAACACAGGAAGCUGCAUUGGACGCGCUAUUUCUUCUGAGGCUAGCGUGGUCUGCAUGCCCUGCUGAUGUCUCCAGAUCCCAAUCAAACUUAAGGAUCAUUUUUACACCCUAUGAAACAACUGAAGUAACGCUUCCUUCUUUCCUACUUGCAACUAGUUUUCCAAAAAAAAUCUAUAAAAAAUGGUUAUUAGAUGGACUUGCAGGGUUAAGCACUAAACAUGGGCAUCUAUGUUUUUAUGGAAAUUGUGUUGUUGUCUGCAACGCAGAUGAUAGUUCUGCAACUGCUUUAAGCUCCUCUCAUGCUUCCAAAGCUUUGUAUGAAAUUAUGAGGUUGUUGCUUUUUUACUUAAUGGAUUUCAUCAGUUAA